CUUCCCGGGGCCAAACCCGGCCCGACCCGACCUCUGCUCUCCCCGCAGCCGCUGUCCUGGGCUCCUGCCUGCAGCCGGCGCCGGCCCAGAGCCACAUCGCCGUCACCCCUGACCGGCCGCCAGCCCCGCAGGUCGGCGGCGCCGUGACCUUGGCCCUGCAGCCACCGCAGACCGUUUCGGUCUGCACCUGGUACCGCGCGGCUGACGCCGUAUCAACCGCCGAGAUCUUGACCUACUCCCAGGACAUGGGCCAGAGAAACGGCUCCAACUACACGGGGCGCGAGACGGGGCGGCCCGACUGCUCCCUGCACAUCACGGGGUUAAUGCUGAACGACUCCGGCCCCUAUUCUCUGUGGAUGCCCACGACAGGCUCCCUUGUCACGGUGACCUUGGCAGUGUAUGAGAUGCUGUCGCAGCCCAAGGUGAUAUCCUCCAACUUCACGGUGGUGGAGAACAGGACCCUGAAGCUCACGUGCGAAGCCCCCCCCAGCACCGAGACGUUGCUGUGGGACCGCGACGGCUCUGUCCUUGUGCCCGGCGGCCGUGUGGAGCUGUCCCCAGGGAACCGGACCCUGAUGGUGCCGGGGGUCGGCCGGGACGACGCUGGUAAUUACACUUGCGAGGUCAGGAACCCCAUCAACUCAGUGCGGAGCGAGGGGGUCAUUGUGACCGUGAUCUAUGGUCCGGUCACUGCCCACAUCGCCCCGCCGGGGCCCCUGCACCCGCUACUUGGUGACAACGUGACCCUGACGUGUGCGGCCGACUCGUUCCCGGCCCCGCGGUUCCACUGGUCCCACAAUGGGUCUGAUCUGGUCCCAGCCCUGACCAGUGCCGUCCUGAGCCUGGUGCUGAGGGGCGUGGAGCAGACAGGUGUGUUCGAGUGCCUCGCCACCAACCCCCACACGGGCCGCAGCGCCACCACCUCCGUCUCCGUCACCCUGGGGCCGGGGCAGCAGGCAGAUCCCAGUCUCUCAGCCGGAGCUGUGGCUGGGAUCACGCUGGCAGCCGCAGCGCUGGGGGGGGCCCUGGCCUAUGUCUUAUUCCAACACUGUCGGAGGAAGAAGACACCACAAGGCAGCAAGGACCCCCCCCCGGUGUAUGAGAAUGUGAACCCCCCGGCCUGCGUGGGGGCAGCGGCCCAGCCCGGGAGCUCCCCCGACCCCACCUACCAGACGCUGCAGCCCGGCACCAGGGACCUGUACCAGGAGCUGAGGACCUGAGCAAUGCCCCCCCAGCCCAGUGCAUGCUGGGACCUCAGUGUACUUGACCCCUGCACUGUGAACAAAUACAGAAAACCCUUGCUAUUUGCA
Alligator sinensis (Chinese alligator) is the source of this 1310-nucleotide messenger RNA. Its product is annotated as carcinoembryonic antigen-related cell adhesion molecule 5-like. Bases 246 to 1220 code for a protein of 324 amino acids. The transcript is spliced from 7 exons. Lineage: Eukaryota; Metazoa; Chordata; Crocodylia; Alligatoridae. The record is from RefSeq and is a predicted model, not a curated record.